Molecule: messenger RNA, 2529 nt
Organism: Gambusia affinis (western mosquitofish)
Lineage: Eukaryota; Metazoa; Chordata; Actinopteri; Cyprinodontiformes; Poeciliidae
Gene: nfs1
Product: NFS1 cysteine desulfurase
Exons: 13
Coding region: 248-1597 (449 amino acids)
Biological process (GO): [2Fe-2S] cluster assembly
Cellular component (GO): nucleus; mitochondrion; cytosol
Molecular function (GO): pyridoxal phosphate binding; cysteine desulfurase activity
Source: RefSeq, a predicted model, not a curated record
CUAACGUUGAUACGUUGCAUUGACAUUGACCCAUUCUACUGCUACCUGUAUGUAAGAGAGUGACUAACGGAUAAAAACAAAACUUUACUCGUGUGCAACAUUUUUUGAAGAGUUUUUAUCUUCAGCUUUCUCCAUCAGGAACCUUGUUUUCUGAUCAAGCUCACAUCAUUAGAUUUUCGGUGUUCAAGUUAGUGUUGGUGUGGACGGAGGUCGACAGAGCUUUAGCUGAAAUCAGUCUACCGACCCGAUGCUUUCCCCGGGCAGGACCAUCUCCUCCCGGCUGCUGAGGCCGGCCUCGUGGCUUCCUUUUCGUCUGUGUCCUGAGCGGACAGCCGUUAGAUCCAUGCAAAAAGAGCUGAUCAAGAAACAAGAACUGGAGAAAGAUGAGCUGCGGCCCCUCUACAUGGACUUCCAGGCUACUACUCCUAUGGAUCCUCGAGUCCUGGACGCCAUGUUGCCAUUCCAGGUGAAUUACUAUGGAAACCCUCACUCUAGGACACAUGCCUAUGGUUGGGAGAGCGAGACUGCCAUGGAGACUGCCAGGAAGCAGGUGGCCGAUCUUAUUGGAGCCGAUCCCAGAGAAAUCAUCUUCACCAGUGGAGCCACAGAGUCCAACAACAUGGCCAUCAAGGGCGUGGCCAGGUUCUACCAGGCCAAGAAGCGACAUGUGAUCACAACACAGACUGAACAUAAAUGUGUUCUGGACUCUUGUCGUGUCCUGGAGGCUGAAGGAUUUGAGGUCACCUACCUGCCUGUCCAGAGUAAUGGACUUCUGGACCUGAAGUUACUGGAGGCCUCCAUCCGUCCAGAAACCUCACUGGUGUCUGUGAUGACCAUCAACAAUGAAAUUGGAGUCAAGCAGCCCAUCAAGGAAAUCGGUCAGAUUUGCCGAUCCAAGGGAGUCUUCUUGCACACCGAUGCUGCGCAGGCUGUUGGAAAGAUUCCUAUCAGUGUCUCUGACUGGAAGGUUGAUUUGAUGUCAAUUAGUGGUCACAAGAUCUACGGACCCAAAGGUGUGGGCGCUUUGUAUGUGCAACGCCGACCUCGAGUUCGUUUGGAGCCGCUGCAGAAUGGGGGUGGCCAAGAAAGAGGUCUUCGCUCUGGGACGGUACCCACUCCGCUGGCUGUCGGACUGGGAGCCGCCUGCAGCAUAUCUCAGAAGGAGAUGGAGUAUGAUCAUCAAAGAGUGUCCAUGCUAGCUAACCGUCUGGUCCAGAAAAUCAUGUCUGAGAUUCCUGACGUUGUCAUGAAUGGAGACCCAGAACAGCGCUACCCUGGAUGCAUUAAUCUUUCAUUUGCCUAUGUGGAAGGAGAAAGUUUGUUAAUGGCGCUGAAGGAUGUUGCUUUGUCAUCUGGAAGUGCAUGUACAUCAGCUUCUCUGGAGCCAUCAUACGUUCUCAGAGCCAUUGGAGCAGAUGAAGACCUUGCUCAUUCUUCCAUCAGGUUUGGUAUCGGUAGGUUCACCACAGAACAAGAAGUUGAUUACACAGCAGAGAAAUGCAUCCAGCACGUCCGCAGACUCAGAGAGAUGAGUCCUCUCUGGGAGAUGGUUCAGGAAGGCAUCGACCUGAAGAGCAUCAAGUGGACGCAGCACUAGACCCCACCCACUGCUUGCCGAUAAUGAUUACGGUUCCUAAGAAAUUCUUGGGAUGGUCCAGCUAUUUUAUCCUCUAAGCAAACACGCACAAACUUCCUGUCCAACUUGAAGUCUGUUUGUAACUAGCUCUUUGUUUUUGUACAAGUUCCUCACGUUUGGUCUCUUAGGAGACAUUAAGCAACAACACUGCUGUCUCUGGCAGUUGUAUUCUACAAGAAGGCUUCCGCAAAAUGUGCAACUUUAUAUGAUCUGAGAUACAGCUUGAAAGCUGAAUAAGCUGAAUCCUACAAAUCAUGAUAAGGGAUAGAACAAUAGAGUACAAUGGACAGAAUAUGUAGUUUGUGCCAUUUUUGAGUAAGAUGCAAGGAGAGGAAAAAUCUAUUACAUCAUUUAAAAUAAAUAGAAGCAAAAGAAAAAACUGGCAUGUUUUGCCAGCUGUUCUUAUUUAUAUUAAUGUUUUACAGUGACCAUUCAUCUACUACCGUUUUAUAUAUAGAUGCAGUCAUGCUGCAGUAUGUAUCAGUUUGAAUUACAUGGAUGUAAUAUUAUCCUGAUGUCAAAGCCUGGUUAAAAGCUUUUUAAGGUAAAACUCAGUUUACAAAUCCAACUUUGAUCUUAAAAUAUGAAAUGUAAAAAGGAGAAAAGCAGCUUGAACUAAGUCAUCACAUUUAAUUUGGCCAUUUUUUUCCCCAUCUUCCUUCUCCUUCUCACUUCUUUAGUCAUUUUCUCUCCAUGGACGAAAGGAGGAGAUAAACAACUUGCUCCAAAAUUUCAGCAUAUCCACUCGUCUGACAGCUUCACCUGUUUUUUUCUAAGAGACUUUGAUGUGUCUUUGAGUGCUGUACUCAAUGCGAACUAUGAUGGUAGGGGAUUUAAAUGUAUAUGGUUGAUUUAUAAAUAUAUCUAAAAAAAUUUAGGUAAUAUUGAUGCAA